AUGGUUGCAACGUUCUUAUAUGGCAAAGAGAAAGGUUUGAUUGAUUAUUAUAUAUUAGAAGUGUAUAAUAAUAUGAACAUGGGAACAAAGGAUUUCAAUGAACUAUAUGGCAGCAGUUGCUCAAUGGGUUUGUCUCUGUCUCGUAACAUUGAAUAUCCCUCUGCAUCUAUUGGUUUUGGUGGCAUUAGAAAGGUUAAAGUCAAUCAAGCAGUAAAAAAUUCUUCGAAAGAAGAGCGAUGCAUGGGUUUCCAAUCCAGCAGCUUGCUGCUUUUUUCACCCCGAAUUGCUUCCAGAAUUGGAAGGACAUCGCAGCGCAAGCCAUAG
Messenger RNA from Dovyalis caffra, 324 nucleotides. The record is from the annotation of a GenBank genome assembly. NCBI's taxonomy places the organism in Eukaryota, Viridiplantae, Streptophyta, Magnoliopsida, Malpighiales, Salicaceae.